Messenger RNA from Clonostachys rhizophaga, 1374 nucleotides. NCBI's taxonomy places the organism in Eukaryota, Fungi, Ascomycota, Sordariomycetes, Hypocreales, Bionectriaceae. The record is from the annotation of a GenBank genome assembly.
AUGAGGCGGCACGCUGGCCCGUUGGACAAGCGGAAAAGGGUGACGCGGUGCCACUCCUGCUCCAAGCGGCGAAUCAAGUGUGAGGGAGGCUUCCCGUGUGAGUACUGUACUCGGACCAAGAAGCAAUGCCAUCCUCCUGGUCCGUCUUCCCGGAGAAUAGAAUUUGUCCUUGUCAACAGCUCGACACGGCCUGAUUAUCAAACGCUGGGGUCUCCUGCUCUGAUCCCGAGACCAGAUGACAGCCUGUAUCUGGAUUAUUUUGCGCUCUUCGUGGAAAGAUGCCAAUUUACUAGGGGGUUUGCCACCAUAUCCACGGAUCUCCUUCCUCUAAUUUCUUCGUCGAGGCCUUUGAAAGAUUUAGCACUGGCAAUUGGCGCAUUGGAAGCCAGCAGGAGAGGAUCCUUACACACAUAUCGUGGGUCAGAUUCUCCGCAAGUUGCGUCUUUUGGAUUUUACGGGAGAUCGAUCGAAGCGUUCCAGAUGCAGAUACAGACCAGCCAAGGGAUUGAAAGGGAGGAUGUCCUUUGGACCACCCUUUUCCUCGGAAUUUUCGACCUCAUGACCGAGAAUUCCGGCGAUGGUUGGGCCAACCACAUGUCGUAUGGCAUAUCAAGGAUUUUGCAAGCAGUGAAGCCUGUUGAUGAACCAUCGCCACUGAGAAUGACGCUUCUUGACGCAUUCCAGACCCUCGAGGCUAACCGGGCUAUUAUAUACGGAGAUGCCUCAUUCCUGGUUCAAAAGUGCUGGUCAUCGCACUUCCUAGGGCCGAAUACACAUCCCCAUGGCGCGAUGCACAGCAUCAUUCAACUCAUGCUCCAAGUAUCUGGCUUUAGCCAAAGAUUCUUUGAAGAGAUAGAGUCGAUCCCGAGCGACGACAGGCCUCUCCACCCACUCAUAAGCGAGCUUGCAGUUGAUGGUUGCCGCCUCCACGAGAAGCUAGAAUCAUGGUACAGUGAUACAGCGCCCCAGAGAGACGAGUCUGAUCCAUAUAGCAAGCUUGCAUUGGCAAUCUACCAUGCUCUUGGCCUCUUCUUGAGUGGAAAUUAUGGGUACUAUUCAUGCUGGGAAGGCCAGAGACUCCCAAGCUUGACUUUGGUCGAAAGGGAACGCCGUUCGAAUACAGUACUGAGCCUGUCCGUCUCCAUUCUGGAGAAUUCGAGUAUUCCGGGGCCAUUGAUUUUAUUCCCGCUGAGAGUCACUGGUUUGUAUUCCACAGGGGAACAACAGCGUCAAGAAAUCUUGGGUUUACUUGGGCGUAUCCAGCGACAAGGGUUCAAUGUCGCCGAGAGAAUACAAGGUGAUUUGCAGCAAUGCUGGAACUAUCAAGACUCGCACAUUUCACUUCUUCGGAUGAUCGAUAAUAUCCCCGAGUAA